GCCUCAGCCUCUGGACUCACCUCUUCCCAACCCACCCGGCUUCCUCUGGCGAGUUACCUGACUUCGAGGAUGAUGCAGGGGCAGACAUGGGCUGGUGCCCAUGUUCCCCAUGGCCAGGGAGCCGCGGGGUAUCCUGCCUGCAGCACUCUGAAGAUGUCGUCCCAUUGUUUCCAUCUGUCAUUGCCUUUAAGGAAUCUGCUGUCAACCUACUUGUCUUUCCAUUGAUGCAAGUUUCUUCAAUCUGAAGAUCUAUGACUUUCUUCAGGGACACAUAAAUAAAAAAAGUUAAUGUUGCACAACCAUAAAAUUGGCAAAAAUAAAAACAAUUAUCAAGUAUUGGAAAAGAUGUGAGAAAAAUUAUCAUAAGCCAUUGAGAGAUGUAAUAAAGUAUUACAACACUUUGGGGUGCAGUCUGGGGAUACUAGCAAGGAAGAAUAUUAUAUAAUCUAUAGUCAAGCAAUUACAGUUUUAGAAAUCAGCCUAGAGAAAAUGUGUAGAGAAAGGAAAUAUACAUAAAUUUGAUCAAUGACUCAUUAUUUGAAAUUGGAAGAGAAAGAGAGAGAGUUAACCAAAAUAUCUACAAACAGAAGAACAAAUGAAUUUGUUGUGGUAAAGUCACAAAAUCCUAAACAGCAGUUGAAAUCAAUGAAUUACAUAUACUCAUAUUAAAUAGAUAAAUUUGAAAAAGAAAUGAAGACUAUAAAUAGCAAAUGGAAAGUGCAAAAUGAUAUAUAAAUGUUAACAACCUUCAGUACAAUAUCGCAUAUUGCCCAGUAAGCAGAGGAUGCAAGGUUUCACCCUUCCUCUAUGUUGAAGUAGGAUAAAAAUGAUGAGAAAAUAAAAGAAUAUCCCAAAAUGUAUCAUCUUGGAAAUAAAAAGAUCACAGGAAUGAUUCCUGGUUCAAGUAAUAACCAAAACUAAAAUGAAAGGGUUAACAAUAUUAGCCAAAACCAUAUUUAGAGAAAUAAGUGGGAAACUGACGAAAGGCCUGGGGUGUCUCCACAGAGACGUUACAAACGCAUUUUGGAUCUAUUUUGGAUCUGGGCUAUGACUAGCUUGUGAUGGUUUCUGACCUGCGGGGACAAAGAAGGAGCUAGAGCAAAGCGCUGCCCCAAACUGUCCCUUAGUGGCAGGCAGGAAGCAGAAGAAGACUAUAGAAUGUUGUAGACUGAGGAUGGAUGUAAAAACAAGCAGGAUGAGGGUAGAGGAAACUCAGGACUAGGACAGUGAAGAGCAGGAGGAGCAGUCUUGUGCUGAGAGCUGGUGUGGCCACGUGCAGGCAAUGCCCAAAGCCCCAAAGGCUCUGUGUCCUUGAGUGAGCACAGCCAGGUCUGGCCAAGCAUAAAGCAAGUGCAAACUCCGGAGCCUUGUCAGAGGAAGUCGUGUUCAAGGUGUGGCGCUGGGAUGAGAGGAGCUUCCAGAGAGCAGGGAGGAAAACCGAUCCACUCAGAAAGCCAUGCCCUCAGAAAGAGAACUCAGUCCCGGCACUGUCCCAUGGCAGUGGGAGGGUGAGGCCAGAGUGUCCCAGCUUCCUUCCUCCCCUGGAAGUGCCAGGCAAAGUCAGGGGUUUUUGACCAUCAUGGGACCUUCAGCUAGAUAGAAAUGGUCCUCUUGCCUAAACCCAGGUGCUAAAUGAACAACAAGUCAUGGCAGUCCCUACUGAGAACACUUUCCAGUGGGAGACACUUGCCUAAGGACACCACCCGACAGAGUGGGGGAUGGGGAGGGAACACGUGGAGGAACCAUGGUACAGGAGACAAACUCCUGGCCCAGCCCACCAGCCCAGGAAGGAAGCUCGUCAUUCCUUCAACCUCUUUUGAUUUUGGCCGAGCCAGGCCUCACACUCAGAGCUUACAGGGCUGUGCCUUUCAGGUCAUCUGGGAGACCCAAGCUCAUCAUGGAAUGGAGGGGAGGGAAAGCCCGGUGUGUAUUAACUCAUGCAGCAGUUGGCUGUUAGCCAGUAAUGUUAAUAACCCAAAAUUGCUGAAUUCUCUGUUUGUCUGUUACGGAAAUAAAACCUUCGGGGGAUGGACCAAACAUCUCUGGAAAUUACUUGAAGCUGGUGGAUAGCUAAAUAUAUUGUGCCUUGGACCCUGUAAUUAAACUGUAUAGUUUGUUUGUAAAGCUUGGUCUUGGGGAGUCCCACCUAGUAAACACUGUGGGAACUCCCUGAAGCUCUAGAGCUAGCGAGGUUGUACAUGUUCUCGAGUGGGAAUUCACAGCUGAUGGCCAUCACAUCCUGAUAUUCUUCAUGGCUGUGUGGAAACUGAGUUGUAUACCCAGAGUUACCCUGUUAAAUGAGGGUCCUUAGGGGGUCCCUAGGUAGAAAGUCCUGAUUUACUGGGUUUGCUAAUUUCCAUGGUAUAAAUAUUGUCGCUGUGCUGAUCCCAAGCUGUGAAUAUGCUGCCCCCAGACCCGGAAGAGCUGUGCACAAAGCUCUGAGGGCCCCGGUGGUCAGUGUCCGCACUGCACAGGGCCUGCUGAGCUUCCUUGACUGUCAUUUGAGACUGUGCCUUGGGGAUCCUUAUUUGAGCCUGGUUUGUGCUGAUCGAGACAUCCAGGAGCUCUAGACACACUGCCCUGUCCCUAACACCUGCAAAGAAUGGGCAAGGCCCCUGAAAGAUGACCUGGUGGCUCCCAGCAAGGAGCACCCCUCUUUCUUGGCUCCUGACAUCGCUGAAAGCUUGGAUACUGUUGAAAGCCCUUAUGCAGGGGAGAGAACAGGAACAUCAGAAGACAUGGACAGAGGGGCUUGGCUACCACUUCCCGCCUUUCUGGUUGUAGACAUCAUCUGGAGAGCAGAAAAGGCAGACUCCACCAGCCCCAUGGAGACUCCCGGAAACAGCUUACAGGAUGUCUUAAGGAGUCCAAGUGCUUCCCUCACAGGCUGGGACAUGAAGGCAGAUAAAUGCUGUCCAGUUUCUGUGGUCACUUCUGUGUGCGCUUCCCCCUCCCUUCUACCGCCCCGCAGCUCUCCUGUGCUUUCCCUCCUCAUUCAGACCCAUUUGCUGCAUGCUCUUGGAGGCUGAGCGGCAGCCUCCUGUUCUGACUGUGGCCACUGAACCUCACCCCUCCUCCUUGCUCCAUUGCGUUCCUGACUUCCUGGCACGACAGUCUAGGUCGUCUCCCCCUUGAGGCUUUGCCACUCACGUGAACUUGAUACAAGCACCACACUCACCAACUCUCUUGUCGUGGAUUGGAUCUCUCCAUUUUCUUAUUUUGUCUGAGUUAGUUAUUCACUGACACCAGUUAUAUUCCGAGGAUCCCAUAGGUUUCCAUGAGAGCGGGUGGGAUUGUUGGAGAGAGAAGUGUCCCCAGCAGCAUCAUGCAGGUUUGUGACACAGUGAAGUUGUAAAAAGAUUCUGUAGGCCUCAGAAGGAUCACAGGCUCUAGCAUUUACGAAACCCAGUGUAACUGAUUCACAAGACACUGACUCCAGAGAAGGUGAGGCAUCUGCUCCUGGCUCUCACUGCAAUUGUGCUGGCAGCCACCCUUCCCUGCCCAGUGUUCAGGAAGCGUCCUGUCAUGAGGAACAAUGUUGUGAUGGAGGCUGUGAGGACAGAUAGGGGUGGGCAGAGGGUCAGGAAAAUCAUGCAGGAGGCUGCUGUGAGUCCCACUGUUGGAGUAGUAGAACUUUAUCUGCUGGACAUCAAGUUAGUUUCCUCACCUGCAAAUGUCAGGGAGAGGCUGACAGGAUGUUGCUUUGCGAGGUCACCCUGGGGAGGUGUGCAGUACCUGGUGGGUCAGCAAGGACAGAUGCGGGAGGGCAAGGUGGGGGCGGGACCCUGUCUGUGGAGUUAGUAUUUCAUUGUAGAGUUUGAGACAGGUGUUCAUCAUGUCAAGACUCAUCUGGCAGGAAGAUUCUGGAGACGUGUGGCACAAAUAGGACACCUGGAGGCACAGACCAGAAAGGGCCCAGAAACGGUGGGUUCAGCCUACAGAUCCACAGCCAUAUUGCAGGGCAGUGGUGGUCACAGGGGAAGCGGGGGGACACAGCUGUCAUACAGGACAGUCAGAUUCCCAUCCUGGGCACAAUGCUUUGAGCGCCCAGGGUCGGCUCAGAGGAGAGGAGAGCCAUGCUCUCAAGCAGCCUCACUAGGGCUGCAUGGGGCGCACACUUGCUUGAGGCCCUAACAGUGCUUAGGGCCCUAACCAGCUCUGCACAUGUGGGCUGUGGGAUGUGCUCAGGUUCCCAGCACACAGAUGGCACAAACUAUUCCACUCCACUGAUAAGCGAGGAGGCUUCCUUUGCGCAGCCUUCUAGACACUGAUAAGAGAGCAGGCUAUUUUAUUCAGUCAUACCUUAGAGACAGUGUCUUGCAGGUGAGAGAGGCAAGGUUUGGGUCCCUACUCAGAGUCACACAGCUGUCUGUAAGACCUGAGGUUCUGACAGCUGUGCAUGCUCUUCUCUUUUGCCUCCAUCUCCUGCUAACUCCCAGUGAACCCCAACUUCCUGGCACCAGUGGCAAGGCUGGCAGUGCCUUGUGGCAGGGAUGGCUGGUCCCUGCUGUGCUGUCCCUUCCCUGUGGCAUGGCCAAUUUCUCUGCAGGCCAUGUGACCAGGGGUGGCUACUAAGGAAUUACAGGUGCUUGUAGGGAAAGGCCAUGACUCAGCCUUUCCAUGCAGAACUGUCGAAGCCAGGAGGGUAAGACCAGAGGUCAGAGGCCACCACUUCAGAAGGGACUCUGUGAUGAUAAAACCAUCAUUCUCAAUCCUUUUUCCUUGUAUGAUGAAUCCUGAUCCCUGGGUUUUGUACUAUUACUCAUCCAUCCUAAUAAACAAUGGCUCUAUUUAUACUGAUUUAAUUUGGAGACAUAUAGCUUUAUUGUACAAGUUUUAUAAAAGAAAUAAGUGAGCUUCACAUGUUGGCAUUGCCCCAGAACUCCUACCUAGUGAGAAGCAAGUGCGGUUGUACCUAGUGCCUGAGCCUCUGGCUGUCUUGCCUUCCAUGUGGCCUUGCUGUCCUCCAGGGCUCGGGUGCUGCCACCUGGCCUGGUUGUGGUCCGAUCAGAGCUCAGUGACUCAUGGCACUGUGGAUCUUGCGGUCCUGUUUUUGAGCUGACCACAUCCUUCAGCUGGACUCUUCUUUCCCAAACAGUUUCCCAACACCAGGGGGGCAGCGCCCAAGUAUUCAGAAUGCAGCUUUUUUGGGAAAUGGAGCAACUUCCCUUUGAGCUGGACCCACUCCAGUGCAGAAAGCGAGGAGUGUCCCAAACUGCUAUUUGCUGGGUGAAUGUCUCUUUCCUACCCAUUAAAAAAAAAAAACCAGGUUCACUGUGCUUUGUGUUGGUCGUAUGUAUUAUUUAGGUUAUGUAGGCUGAAGUAACACACCCACUCGAACUGACCAGUGUUUACACCACAUAGUCAAAAUCUGUGCCUCAGCUCAGCUGACUAACUGUGGGUUUGCUGAGCACCCCCUCUCCAUGCAGCCACUGAAACAUCUAGGAUGACAGAGACCUGCCAUCCCAGAACAGGGUCCAACACCUCCAUUGUCCGUCCUUCUCAGCCAAGUGGGGAGGGGAGACUAUGAAGAACACCCAGGGAGGCUUCUGUGGGCCACACCAGAAGUGCAGGGCACGUCUGAUUUCCCGUCACCUGGUGGGGAGUUCCACGUGCAAAGGAGGAGGCACGGUAGCCCCCUGACACCCAAGGAGCAGACAGACUUUGGUGCAUGACGCACUCUUUUCACUGCUUUCCGCUCUGGUAAGUGAUAGUCUGCUCGAGCACAUUUAACUGCCCUUUUCGGUUUGCUUCCUUCUGUAUUUUCCAGGACUCUAUUUAAAAGUAUUUAUAAUUUUGUGCUUUAUUGUAUUUAUUCUUGAAGUCUUCUAUAGAAGGAUUCAGGAAGGAAAGGAAGUAAGUGAUACAAACAAUAAACUGAGCAAUAGGGUAGAAGAAACAGCAUGUAGAGUUACCGUGCUCCCUCUGUCCACUGGUUUGAGGGAAAAUGGACCGACAGCAGCCUGCUUUCAUUUUUAAAAAAGGCUUACGUUUGGGCCACAUUCAUCAACAGUGCGUGGGUCUCAGGUCCCGCCUCGGGGGCUGCUCCCGUCAGACAGGCCUUCUGUGAUGGGAGAGGUGACCUGAGCCCUUCUGUGACUGGGCACAUUGGAGGACAGAAGAGACUGAAGAAAGUGGCAUCUGUGCGCAUCUGGAACUCCCGUUUUGGAUUUUCUUCCAGGAAGACAGAGAAAGUAGGAGUCACUGCUUCUAUAAACAUUUCGUGUCAGUCUACUGACAUGACAGUCUACAUUAAAAUCCCUUUAGUUCUUAUUCACCUUAAGACUUGAAUAAAGACUUGACUUAAUUUCAAAAUCAACCCUGCUAAAUUAUUAAAAAUUCAAAAAAUGGGAUAAUAGGUGAUAUUUGAAAAAGUAAGUGGAAACUUUGUUAUGAUUGAAUGGUCUCAAGAUUUAUUCCACAAAUGAGGAAAGCUAGGCUGAAGGAUUGGGGAGGACAGGAGCACUGACCUAAGAGCAAGCGCUGGUUUCCACACAGCAGCGCCUGCCCAGCGUCCCAGGAAGGCUGGCGGUGAGGCUGGCAGGGGUGUGUCAGUGCUGCUCUCUCCCCUGAGACCCAGCCAACUCUUGCAUAGUACGGAGUCACAUUCCUGACUUCUGGGGAAGAACACUCCUGUACUUCCAAUAUGAAAAAGUUUGUGUGUGACAGAAAUAUUCUCCUUUUCUUCCAAAUGUCAAAAGAAGCAAAUGAAGGAAAAUACCACUUUUGUAAAACUGGAGACAGAUUUAGGAUGUAGGUUUCACAAAAUGAGACCCCUGCGAAGGUAUCAGUUCAGAAGCUGCAGGGGAGGUGGGUAGAAAGGCUGCCGUGUCCGGCAGAUGUCUCUCCUGUGGGCUCCAGACACACAGCCAAACACACGUCUUUUGCCCAUAUCGAGGGCUGGCGGAACUGGGAAUACAGGGUGGAGACUGAGUGGAAACAAGAGGAGUGGGAGACGGAAGGCAAGAAAAUCACCGCGAGUAGCAAGCAAUGGCAAAUCUCAGAAAACAAAAACUACAAGAAUUGACAGUCCUGACUGUCCAACCAGUUCAAACGCCAAGAAAAAAUUGAAAAUAGUUAACCUAGUAUCCUUGGAAAGAUAGAUUUUAAAAGUUAGCAAAAAUUUAUCAGAUAAAAAAUAUCAGCAAAACUUGCAAUGCAAUAUGUGAAUAUUGCAAUUUGAUAUUUGCCAGGAGACAGAAAACUCUCUAAGACCUAAGGGAGGAAAUAGAAGUGAGCUGUCCAAAAGAAACACAAGAAAUUAAAGGCAGCAAUUCAGUGCAGAGCAAUCCCGUAAGAUCCUCAUUUUUCUUCUCAUUAGUAAAUUCCAUCAGUCAGUGUUUGUCAGGGUUCUCACCCGAGGAGGGAGGAUGAGUUAUAGGCCUGCUAGGAGCCCCUCUGUCUGGUAGAGCUUCGGGGAAAGAAAUGCAUAAAAAAAUAAACAACAAACUGAAAAACUUACAAAGAUGGAGAGCACACAUAUUUCAUAGCAGAAGAAAAAUCAGUUAUAUUUGUGAUAUUACUAAAUGUAAAUAGGCUCAAAUAAUCUAGUAAGAGAAAAGAUGUUCCAGUUAGGCCACAGAGCAAGUUGAAAAGAAGAAAAACAUCUAAAUCAGUGUUUCAAAUAGGCUGAAGAUAGAAUAAUGUUCCACUUCAGGGAAAGAAGGAAAAAGAUCACAAUGUUUAUAUCAAAUAAGAUUAUUAAUGCCAACACAUGCAAAAAGAGACUGCUUUUUUAUUUUAAACAGAAUAAAACAAAGCAGAACAAAGCAGAUCAGAGUAAAACAAUGCAAAUAACACAAAAUUUCAGAACAAGACAACAGGAAGUCAACAGUGGCUACCAUAAUGUCUCUUGUUCUCUUCGAAAUAGUUGUCCACGGCGACUUCUGGGAGAACAUGGCGGACAGAUAACAGCAACUACCGGAGGCUCUCUGAAAAACUAGGCUCAGAAGCCAGGUAUGGUGCGGACUAAAGAGACAUAAGCAGGUGGAGUUAUGCUCUGCUGACUCAGGAACGAACUCAGCUGAGAGAAACCAACUUGGAAUGCAGUCCUGGUGCUAAAACAGGAACAGAAAAGUCUUGCUGCUGAGGCUGGACCCUGCACCAUUGGAAGCCUCGAUUUGGGUUUCCCGCCGCGCAGUGGCUGGCUGCCUCUACAUCAGCUCGGCAAGGAGAGAGACGCGCGGAAACUCUGAGAACGGGAGUCUGCGAACGGAGUCGAAAACAGGUCGGGCAGGGAGGCAUGUUCUGACUUGUGGCGAGGUGAGUGAGAGAAACUGACACUCCACCACAGUUUGACUCCAGCGGACUUUCUGGGCCCAAGCAGUCCUGCGGGAACAGGGCGCGCUGGUGACUCCAGACACAUUCCCCUCUCGGGCGGGGUUGGUGAAAAGUGCCUGGCCUGCGAGACACUGCCGGCGGACCCCGUAGGCUGGCCCAACCCAGAUCGCAGAGCCUGACGGAGGCCGGGAGGGGCGGGCCCCACAUAGGCUGCCUGGUGCGCAGCAAUGAGUGGGAACACCUAACCGGCGCAAUUCGAUCAGGCUGUGGCUGACAGGGAGAGAAGCUGGGCCUCUCAUAUAAGCUUGCAUAUAUAAGGAACAGAGAAUAUGGGAAGAGGCAGCAACAAGAAAGGCUCCUCGGCCCCCAAUUCUGAGAAACAGGCAAUAGCGGACACCGCACCAAUACACAUAAAGCACCAUAUAGAGAGCCUCAUAGACCAAUUCAGGAAUGAAGUUAUCAACGACCUGAAGCUAGAAGUAUGCAAAAUAGUUAGAGAAAUGCUAAGCCCCACCCAAGAAAAAACAGAUGGUGGAAUGGAAGAACAGAAAAAGAGGGGAGAAUUGUUUGAUGGAGAAAACAGGGAAAGCAUAGAAUACGUGAAGCAGGUUCAAAGGGACAACCAAGAAACUAAGAAGUCUAUCGAAGACUGGCAUAACAGCUUGAAAGAAACUAAGGACAGACUAUCUGAACUGGAGGGCAGAAUUGUAAUAUGGGAGAAUGAAAUGAAAAACUUCUUAAAAAUAACAAAGAAACAAACAGCAAUAAUACAAAGACAAGAAGAUGAUAAGAGGAUCCAUAACUUAAGGAUUAAGAACAUAAAAGAAGAAGUAGGGACACAAACAAAUGAACUACAAAAGCUACUCACAGAAAUAAUCCAGGAGAAUUUUCCUAAUUUAGCAAAAGGUAAAGAUACUCAGAUGUAUGAGGCAUACAGGACCCCAGCUACCUACAACCCAAACAGAGCAACACCCAGGCAUAUAAUAAUAAAAAUUCCAGAAAUUCAAUACAAGAACAGAAUAUUAAAAGCUGUCAGAGACAAGAAACAGACCACUUACAAGGGAGCACCCAUCAGAAUUACAGCAGAUUUCUCUGCACAAACCAUCAAAUCACGAAGAGCGUGGGGGGAAAUAAUUCAAGCUUUGAAAGAUAAUAAUCUCCAGCCAAGAUUGAGAUAUCCUGCACAACUGUCCAUGGAAAUUGAUGGGAAAACAAGGUGCUUCCAGGAUAAAGAGGAACUGGGGGAAUUUGCAACCACCAAUUCAACUCUACAGAGAGUAUUGCAGGAUAUUCUAAAAAAAGAAAAAUACAAAGAAUCCAGAAAUAGUGGAGGCCACAACUAAUGGAGCAGAGAACAAAGUGAAGAAGACAAACUGACAGCUACUGACAGAAUAAGAGCUCAACAGAAAUGAGGCAGAGAAGAUUGGAUGAUAGGAACAGCUAUUUUGGAGAAAAUGACAUCUUAAUAGGUAAUACUGAUUUAGUAUCAUCUUGUUUUGAAGUCUCAUCUAGCUUUUGUCCUUCUGUCUCCAAUGGUCUAAAUAGGUUGUAUCUUACUGGAUUUUAUUAUGUACGACAGUAUAAGCAAAAACCUUUUAAAGACAAGGAGAUUACACAGAAACCAUUGUUCAUUUUCUGUUAGUCGAUUCUAAAUACUCUGUAAUGCUGUCAUUCUCUUAAAUGGUUUUACAUUGUUUUGAUAUACUUAAUGCUACAGUAUACGAAGUUGUACUCAAGGAUUUCAAGGAAAGAGACAAUAUGGUAACUACUUUUAGGUCAGGAUUAUCUGGUGGUGAAACACUAUUCUGCUUAAAUGGUUAUGUUUUGAUCUGUGCUGUUUCGUUGUUAUGCGCUCUUUUAUCUCAAUGUCCACUCCAUUAUUUACUUUUUUAAUACUUUUUAAAAAUUUUUUAUCCUUUUAAUUAAAGGAAAAAAAUAGCAGGAUAUAUUAUAGUAACCCACUUUGACUUUCCAUUACCUCGAUUUAAAGCCCUGUAUUACUCUCACCAUCUGGUUUUUGUCUGAUGUUCCCCUAUUCUGUUUUGCUGGAUAGUAUCAGGUUUGAAAAUUUAGGCAUCAGCUGUGAAGAUAAUGAGAUUCAUUAUAACGCCCAUUCUCGUUGACUUUUAUCUACUUUUGAAGACCUACAAUGUCUCCAAUGGUUUGGCUUUGUUGGUUUUGUUCUUUACUGUUUUGUUCAAUUGUAUUAUAAACUAAUGGUAUAGGCAAUUCUAUUAGAGAUAGCAGGAGGCAUUAUGGUAACCAUUGUUGAUCACCUUGUAAUAUGUUUUCACAUUAUCUAUUAUGUCCACCCUUUUGACUUGACCGAUUCUGUUCUGUUAUGUCACAUUUGGUUUUACUCUCUUCCAAAAAAGUAAUAAGAACCGUGAGAGCAAUGAAACCCAAAAUGUGUAAUAGUCAUUGUACAAAAGAGAGGAAAAGAAAGUGCUCUAAACUAUAUAACAGCAUGUAUAUUUAAGUGUAUAAGAUAGAAUAUGAUAUCACAGAGUUUUAUUGGAUCAUUGAACAGAACUGUUUGCAGUAUCAUUGAUGGAAUGUCCACUUUACAAGCUUUAAUUUUGUGACUUGAACAAUUAUUUCUAAGAUGACAGUAUGUAAUCCAUUAACUAGUGAUUUCCUACUGUUCAUUUUUUUCUGCAAAUCUGUAUAACUUGUACCCUUUCUCUGCUUUUUUUUUCUUUUCUCCUUAAAUAAAAUUUAAAAAAAAAAAAGGAAAAAAAAAAAAGAAAUAGUUGUCCACACCUACACACACAAUAAGUUAAUACAAAUCAAAAUAGUAUAAAAGCAAUUAAAACAAAAGAAUGAGAGCUUUAUGGGCCUUCAAUACCAGACACUAGGAAAUCGAUUAUGGCUACCAUAAUGUCUCUUGUUUUCUUCAAAAUAGCUGUCCAUACCUUCAUACAUAUUGAAAUCAAAUAAUUGAAACAGACUAAAAUCAAUCAAAGCCAAGAAUAAAAGCAUUAUUGGACUUCAAAACAAAAGGCUACGUUGUUAUUGCUUUGGUGGAAUUUAUGAGAUGAGGGAAAUAACAAAAAUGAAGGACACAAAGCAACCAUAACAAAGAUCGCUUUCCUCAACUCUGAGGAAACACUUCAAAAAUCUGGGCAGAAGAAAAAUAUUUUUAGGGCUGGGGAUUUAGCUCAGUGGCAUAAGUACCUGCCUGGCAAGCAUGAGGUCAUGAGUUCAAUCCCUAGUACAAAAAAAAAAAGAAAAUUAGAAAAAUGUAAGUUAUAAAAACUGAUCUCAAAAGAGUAAGGAACAUGACCACAGUUUUAAGCGAAUAAAUGAAGCUACCACAGAGCUAGCCCUGGAGCAUGCAUGUCACCAAGCUGGCAUGCUUUUGACUGUAUACUUCUAUGAAAUCUUUCCAGGUAAUUCACGUGUGCUAGGUUUAAGUGAAAAUAAAUUCUUCUGAAUAUUAUUUCUAGAAUUUAUAGUAUGGAUUUUAAAACCUGAAAAGUUUUUCAUAAAUUCACCACCACAUAGAUAUCUUCAACUGACUCAUAUCCAAGCAGAAGUUGUUAUUUUUCUCAGUAUUUUCUCUUGCAUUUACAAACUAGAAAUGUGCAAUCCCCUUUCAAUUUGGAGAGCUGAUUGGUUGCUCAGGCCUCUGAGAUCUACCUCCCCACGUGUCUCGACUCCAUCAUUUCUUCUCUCUCUAGAGAGUCCUAUCAGGUAUUGCAGGAGGAAGUAUGCAAAAUAUUGUUUGAGAAACACAGUUCUGGUGAUAAAUAUUUGUGCAAUGGCCAACUUUUCACUAUCUGCUUAACCUUUACAAUGCUUCUUUGUAAGUUUUCUACCAGAAAGGAAGGAUGCCUUCGGGUCAACUUUUUUCUCAAGGUGCUUAUGGAUGUUGAGGGAGAGAAAAUGUAUGGACUCCUGCUGAUAACUUAAAACUUUGUGUCUAAAUGUGAUUUGGAAGGGAAGAGCAGAAAGAAGAAGAUGUUAGCAGAUUAACAUGGUGAUAUAUAUGAGUCCCUGAAUAAAAGAGGGCUCAUUAACAGAUGAUUAAUAAAAUCACACAGCUGAA
Molecule: messenger RNA, 12331 nt
Organism: Cavia porcellus (domestic guinea pig)
Lineage: Eukaryota; Metazoa; Chordata; Mammalia; Rodentia; Caviidae
Gene: Mobp
Product: myelin associated oligodendrocyte basic protein
Exons: 3
Coding region: 8610-9623 (337 amino acids)
Biological process (GO): retrotransposition
Cellular component (GO): ribonucleoprotein complex
Molecular function (GO): single-stranded RNA binding
Source: RefSeq, a predicted model, not a curated record